Molecule: messenger RNA, 1558 nt
Organism: Leopardus geoffroyi (Geoffroy's cat)
Lineage: Eukaryota; Metazoa; Chordata; Mammalia; Carnivora; Felidae
Product: basic proline-rich protein-like
Exons: 5
Coding region: 203-775 (190 amino acids)
Source: RefSeq, a predicted model, not a curated record
GCCGAGCCUGGGUCCUCACGGCCCACAGCCGUGCGUAACAAAGCCGUGGCCGGUCACACGGGCGAACCGGCGAUCGUCGCGGUCAUCAAGGCUUUGGGAGCGUGUCUGUCACCAACAGCUUUGUGGUUUUGCUGUUUACUUGAAACCUGGCCCGUUUGGAAUUUAUUUUGUGAGAAUACAGACCCAGCUUCGUUCUUUCCAGAUGGCUGUCUGCCUCCCCGGGCGUCGGAUGUUGCUGCGUUUUGUCCAGCGCCUUUCGGACAUCCAGCGGGGGUGCGUGUGCGAGCUGCUCGGAGGGGAGAGCCGACGGUCCGGAGGCCAGGAGGCACGCAGGUUGUGCGAGCAGGAUGGGGAACCAGGGUCCAGCCCGUCCUCAGCCCCAGGGCCUCUCCUACCUCGGGCCUGCACAUCUGGACCCAAGGCCAUGCUCAGCACGUGGGGAAGGGGGACACCGCCUCCAGGCAGGACGGGGCAAGAAGGGAGAGACGCAGACACCGAGGAGAAGCCGCUUGGAGACGGAGACGGGGCAGAGGCUGGAGUGUGGCGGCCCCAGCCAGGGACGCCCCGGGGGCCCCAGACACUCCCCCCACCCCCGGAGCCCCCACCCCCGGGCGGAGUGAGGCCCUGCCCGCCUUGGUCUGCCUUGUGGUCUCAGAGCUGGUGGAGAACACACUCGUGCUGUCCAAGGUGCCCCGGUGGCAGCGUGGCCUCUGGUCUGGUCCUCCCGGCCCCCGCCCCCGGCUGCCUCUCGUGUCUUCCCUGCCUCCUUUGCUAAGACCACUGACCUCGGGCUCUAAACCCCACAUGCACGUCUUGGCCAGGACCUCUCCCCACAGAGGCCCCUGUCCGAGCGCCCGGCACCAAGCGGGCACCUCCCCUGUGCCCGGUGAGCAUCCCUCUCGGUCUGGGGCACCCCCACCCCCCGCCCCCUGCACUGGCUUCAACCGCCCCCUUCUUCGCUGGCAAAUCCCACCAACUCAGACUUCAGAAUGAAGCCACAAAGCCCCCUUUCUGUCCCCACCCACUGGAUUCUUUUGGGGGCCUCUAACUGGGCCCCCUCCCUGCCCUCACUGUGCUGUGUGGAGCGGCCAGAGCCCCCUCCCUCACUUCGCUCCAAACCUGCCUUACCACUUCGCACUGGCUGUUCCCUCUGACGAGAACACCCUUCCCUACGUCCCUUCCUGGCUGGCCGGUCCCCUCACCGCUUUUGCCUGCAGCUCAUCCCACGUUCCCAUCAUGCCUCCGGCUUCCUCGGGACUGCUCACCCCCCAUUGGAAGUGCUGAUCUUCUGCCUGUGGGUCUAGCCCCCAUCACGACACUUUCCACGCGCCCUUCUCUCCCUUGUGGCCGAGUCACCCAGAGCGCAGGUGACGAGAUCAGCAGGCUCUGUCCUCGAACGUAUUUGCAGAGGGAUGAACUCACGAAGGGGGGACACGGGAUGAGCAAACCCCAGGCUGGAGGCCGACAACUCGGGCCGGUGGGGCUGGGGGCGUGGGGACUCGGCAGCAAAGGGCCCAUGGGGCUUCAAGGCCUUCGACGACACUCAGUCUUCCAGAAC